Molecule: messenger RNA, 1698 nt
Organism: Carassius carassius (crucian carp)
Lineage: Eukaryota; Metazoa; Chordata; Actinopteri; Cypriniformes; Cyprinidae
Gene: pctp
Product: phosphatidylcholine transfer protein
Exons: 7
Coding region: 1-714 (237 amino acids)
Molecular function (GO): phosphatidylcholine binding; phosphatidylcholine intramembrane carrier activity
Source: RefSeq, a predicted model, not a curated record
AUGACCUGCUUUGUGCGCCGGCGGUCACAUGACUCUGGUGGACGCAGUAGCAGCAGCAGUGGCAGUAGUAUGGCUCUGCUCUUCAGCAAUGAGGAGGUCCAGCGGGCCUGGACCGAGCUGGACGAGCCGCAGCUCGACGGAGGAUGGGAGUUCUUCACCGAGACCAUGAACGUCAAAAUAUACCGACUCUACAACAAGGAAACGGGUCUGUACGAGUACAAAGUGUUCGGUUCUCUGACCGGCUGCGCUCCAGAUCUCUGUGCAGAUGUCUACAUGGAUCUAAACUACAGGAGACAGUGGGACUCCUAUGUCAAAGAGCUGCACGAGAAGGACUACGGCGGACAGAAAGCCAUAUACUGGGAAGUGAAAUAUCCACUACCUCUGUCCAACAGAGAUUACGUGUAUGUGCGGGAGCGCCGGGAUCUGGACGUGGGGGGACGUAAGAUCUGUGUGGUGUUAGCCAAGAGCUCGUCUGUGUCUCAGUGUCCAGAGAAGAGGGGCGUGAUCCGGGUCAAAGACUACAAACAGAGUCUGGCCAUGGAGAGCGACGGCUCUGGCGGCACCAAAGUGUUUAUGAACUACUUUGACAAUCCUGGAGGAAUGAUCCCGUCGUGGCUGGUGAACUGGGCAGCGAAGACGGGCGUCCCUGCUUUCCUCACUGACAUGAAGAAGGCCUGCAGUAACUACAGCAGCUACUGCAACAACAGCAAGUGAUGCUCGAGUGACGUCCUCUGCUUCUGUUUCCUGUCAGGAGGGCAUUCUGGGUAGACUUACUGCUGUUUGUGUGGUGAUCGGAUAAAACCUGUCUGGAGUCCUUCAUUAUUGUUCUUUUGUUGUCUAAACUAAUGUCUGCAAUUGUCUUCUAAAGGGUUCGUUUACCCCAAAAUGAAAAUUCUGUCAUUAAUUACUCACCCUCAUGUCAAUCCAAAUUGUAAGACCAUCGUUCAUCUUCAGAACACAAAUUAAGAUAUUUUUGAUGCAAUCUGAGAGCUUCCAUAGACGGCAACGCUACUGAAAUGUUCCAUCUCCAGAAAUGUAGAAAAUGUAAUAAAUACAUCAGUGGCUCAACUUCAGUUUUGCGAUGCUAUGAGAAUACUUUUUUUUUUGUGUGCAAAGAAAACCAAAAUAACAAUUUACUCAACCAUUCUUCUCCUGAGUUAUUUCUUCCGCCAUUUUAGACUGUAUUACAAUGCAUAGCAUGCUUUCCCCUAAGUGUAAACAACGCUUAUUACGCACAUUACGUUCAUUCGCGCACUUUCCCCCUGAACGUAAACUAUGCUGAUUACAUCCAGUACCUUCUUGGGUACUCACCACAAUGGUGGAAGAUAUAACUCGGGAGAAGAAUGGUUGAGUAUAUUGUUAUUUUGGUUUUCUUUGCACAAAAAAAAAAGUAUUCUCGUAGCAUCGCAAAACUGAAUUUGAGCCACUGAUGUGACAUGGACUGUUUUACUGAUGUAUUUACUACCUUUCUGGAGCUGGGAACAUUUGAGUUGAGUUGCUGUCUAUGCAGGGUCUGUGAACCAUUUUAUGUGUAAAUAUAUUUUAAAAUUUAAUUCAUUUCAGUGAUCAAAACAGAUUUUUCAGCAUCAUUACUCCAGUCACAUGAUCCUUUAAAAAUCACUCUAAUAUACUGAUUUGCUGCUCCAUUAUUAUUGGUAUUCAAUUAUCAAUAAUGGUUCUUAUUAUCAAUGUUGCAAA